Messenger RNA from Mesorhabditis belari, 741 nucleotides. NCBI's taxonomy places the organism in Eukaryota, Metazoa, Nematoda, Chromadorea, Rhabditida, Rhabditidae. The record is from the annotation of a GenBank genome assembly.
AUGAAUAUUAUACGCCCUCUUGAAUUUUUAAUAAAACCAGAAAAAUCGGCCAUUGUUUGGCUGAAUGGCCAUGUUGGUAAUCGGCUAACAGACCGUUUGUGGAAUGCAUCUCGAUUACGAUAUGCUGCUGAUGGGGCCGCAAAUAUUAUAUACGACAACUUAAAGAAAAGAAGUUUGCAACCACCGCAUAAAGUAGUUGGUGACAUGGACUCGAUUGAUCCUCAGUUAUUGAAGCGGCUUACGGCUGAGGGAAUAAUUGAACAUAUUACUGAACAGGAUACGACUGAUAUGACAAAAACGUUUCGAGUGCUUGCAAAGAACCUGGAGAACGAUUCAAUAAUUUCCAAUAUUCUUGUUUUGGGCGGUUUGGGGGGACGCUUUGAUCAUGUAUUCGCGUCACUUAAAACCCUUGUUUCGGAAAUGAAACCAUACUCGAUACCAAAACUGAGCCUUGAUGAUAUCAACAUCCUGAUGGUGUUACCGGAGGGAUCUCAUCAUCUUGAACUUGGCGCCGAAUAUAAAACAUUUCUGACGGGCGUCUGUGGGAUUGUUCCAAUUUGUCAACGAGAAACUCGUGUAACAACUCAAGGUUUUAAAUGGAAUUUAGCAAGUGAAGUGCUAUCUUUUGAAGGAUUGGUAUCUACUUCUAAUCAGGUGGAGAACAGCUCAUUGUUUCUGGAGACGUCGGCACCACUCCUUUUUAUGAUGGAAUUGAGGAAGGAGCUUCUAGAAAGCUCCAGC